AUGUCGCCUCCGGCCAAAACCAUGUUCGACCAAUUGGCCAUCUAUAUUCUGUUUUCCACCAUCUCUGAAGGAUGUGAGCGACGGAGAUGGGGUUGGAGACAGAAAUUGGCAGCGGCUGAAGUGAGGUUCGAGACGACGGAGGCCGGCAAUUGGAGAGUUUUUUGGUGUAUCUGUGAUUCUCCAACGGCCAAUGAACGUGCAAGGGAGAAAGGUCAGGGUGGAUGUAUGAUGACGGUGGAGGAGAAAGUUUAUGGCCCGCGGAGGGAAUGGUGCAGACGGGCGGGAGAGGACUUGUCUUGCUGGAUGGAUGACGGCGGUGGAGGAGGAAGGUCGUGGUUCACGGUGGAUUUGGGCCGAGAGACCGGUGGAGGUUAG
This is a messenger RNA of Striga asiatica, 375 nucleotides long. The record is from the annotation of a GenBank genome assembly. Lineage: Eukaryota; Viridiplantae; Streptophyta; Magnoliopsida; Lamiales; Orobanchaceae.